Eimeria necatrix is the source of this 321-nucleotide messenger RNA. RefSeq lists its product as hypothetical. The record is from RefSeq and is a predicted model, not a curated record. Lineage: Eukaryota; Apicomplexa; Conoidasida; Eucoccidiorida; Eimeriidae. The transcript is spliced from 3 exons. The coding region runs from base 1 to 321 and encodes 106 amino acids.
AUGCGCGAGCGGGCGCUCGCUUCGAAGCUUGUAGACGCAGAAAAAGAAGUGAAGAAGAAAGUAGACCCCAGUGAUAUGGCAGCAAUAGAGGCGGAGCUGCAGCAGGAACACGAGCAGCUGAUGAAGGAGCGGAAGGAAGAAGUUGCUGCUCUCAGGGACCACAUAAAGAAGCUCGACACUCUCGUCACAGAGCUGCAGCAGCAGCAGCAGCAGCAGCAGCAGCAAAGCUUUCUUGCCAAACUCCUCAGCUGCAACUGCAAUGGACGCGCCGACGACCAAAGCACAGAACGCGCCUUUGACGCUCCCCAAAAGGCCAGCUAG